This is a messenger RNA of Serpula lacrymans var. lacrymans S7.9, 153 nucleotides long. RefSeq lists its product as uncharacterized. The record is from RefSeq and is a predicted model, not a curated record. The transcript has a single exon. NCBI's taxonomy places the organism in Eukaryota, Fungi, Basidiomycota, Agaricomycetes, Boletales, Serpulaceae. The annotation marks the transcript as partial.
GACAGGGAGACGAGGUUGAAGGUCGUCGCUGGUAUCCUUCUCCACCGUGUCCACGCCGUUGGCAAGCCAAUGCGCAGGCUUCCCAAUUUGGAAGCACCCAAGACCUAUAAGAGAAGCGGGCUCUCGAGCAUGAUCAGCGUGGACGAGUUGUGA